Molecule: messenger RNA, 3930 nt
Organism: Toxotes jaculatrix (banded archerfish)
Lineage: Eukaryota; Metazoa; Chordata; Actinopteri; Toxotidae
Gene: lars2
Product: leucyl-tRNA synthetase 2, mitochondrial
Biological process (GO): mitochondrial translation; leucyl-tRNA aminoacylation
Cellular component (GO): mitochondrion
Molecular function (GO): leucine-tRNA ligase activity; ATP binding; aminoacyl-tRNA deacylase activity
Source: RefSeq, a predicted model, not a curated record
GCCUAUGGUGGAGUCGUGAUCGAGGAAACAGGUCAUUUACAGCGCAUUUAAAAGCUGCCAUGAAUAUUUUUAGUAUGGAUUAUUGGUUUUAUGUCAUGAGGAUCAUAACGCGGAAAUAAAGGACCCGGAACUAAAACAGAAAGGUGACAGAACCAUGCAGGUGUCAGUGAGAAGGCUGGUUCUGUAUCCGCUGGCUGUAGCCCGAUCUGGCCGACUCAGGGCUCCUCUCCUGUGUCCAGUGGCACGCCUCCUGUCCCCCAGCACCCGCACCCUGUUCAGCGAGACAGGAGUGUGGGAGAAGGACUAUCGGACAGAGACCCGGCGCAGGGUGGAAGAAUGGUGGCACCCACGAAUUAUGGCGCAGGGACGGAAGGAUGCACUGGAGGAGGGUUCCAGCAGGAAGAAGUUUUAUGUCCUCUCCAUGUUUCCGUACCCAUCGGGGCGACUGCACAUGGGCCACGUGCGAGUGUACACCAUCAGUGACGCCAUCGGUCACUUCCAGAGAAUGAGAGGCCAUCAGGUGUUGAAUCCAAUGGGCUGGGAUGCUUUUGGACUUCCAGCUGAGAAUGCAGCCAUUGAGAGAGGUCUUGACCCAGAGGAGUGGACUAAAAGUAAUAUCCAGUCCAUGCGGGAGCAGCUGGACAGCCUCAGCCUUUGCUUCAACUGGGACCGGGAAGUGAGCACUUGUCUUCCAGAGUACUACAGGUGGACGCAGUAUCUGUUUAUCAAGCUCUUUGAAGCAGGACUGGCGUAUCAGAAAGAGGCUGUGGUGAACUGGGACCCUGUUGAUCAGACGGUGCUGGCUGAUGAGCAGGUGGAUGAAAAUGGUCGCUCCUGGAGGUCUGGCGCUCUGGUGGAGCAGAAGCUGCUCACACAAUGGUUCAUCAAGACCACAAACUAUGCCAAGCCUCUCCUGGACGCUCUGGCAGACCUUCCAGAGUGGUAUGGUGUCAAAGCCAUGCAGGCAAACUGGAUUGGAGACUGCACUGGCUGUUACUUUGAUUUCAAACUCAAGGUGAACGGGGUGGAGACGGGGGAGACCCUGUCGGCCUACAGCUCCUCCCCGGAGACGGUGUUCGGAGCAGCCUACCUGGCCAUCCUGCCCUCCCACAGACUGCUGCAUGGUAGCAGCUCAGUGCGCUCAGCCCUGGAGAAAGCCUUUCAGCCGAGCAGAGACGCCCUGACAGAGGUCACAGCUCGCAACCUGUUCACUGGCCGCGAGGUUCCUGUGGUCAUCUCACACAAAGAGGUGUUUGAUGGCUAUCUGGACACUGUAAUUGGUAUCCCAGACAGUAGCGAGGAGGAUCUGUCUGCGGCCAGAGCUCUGAAUCUUCAGUGGACAACGGUUCUGAAAAGUGACCAAGACGGGACACAAACUUUGAUUGACUCUGAUGAGUUCUCAGGCCUCACCAGAGAGGAGGCCUUUGAAUCCAUUACCCAGAAGGCCAGAGAGCAGAAAGUCGGCGGCCACCUCACCAGCUCCAAGCUAAGGGACUGGUUGAUUUCAAGACAGCGUUACUGGGGCACACCCAUCCCUGUGGUGCACUGUGGGUCUUGCGGUCCAGUUGCAGUCCCUGAGGAGGAAUUACCAGUUACAUUACCAAGGCUGCCGUCUCUCACAGGAAAGGGGGCGUCGCCCCUGGAGACAGCUCAUGACUGGGUCAACUGUAAAUGUCCCAGAUGUAAGGGCCCAGCGAGGAGGGAGACUGACACCAUGGACACAUUGGACUCUGCCUGGUAUUACUUUAGAUACACAGACCCUCAUAACCCACACAGGCCUUUUGAGCGCCACCUAGCAGAUCACUGGCUGCCCGUGGACGUGUACAUCGGAGGGAAGGAGCACGCUGUCAUGCACUUGUACUAUGCUCGCUUCCUCUGUCACUUCUGCAAGGACCAGGAUCUUGUGGCUCACAGGGAGCCUUUCCGAAAGCUGCUGGUCCAGGGUCUGAUCAAGGGCCAGACUUUCAAGCUGGCUGACAGCGGCCAGUACCUAAAGAGGGAGGAAAUAGACUUCACAGAUAAGGAACCGGUGGCGCUGGGCGGUGGGCGUAUUGAGGUGACAUGGGAGAAGAUGAGCAAGUCUAAACACAAUGGUCUGGACCCCCAAGAGGUGGUGAAGCAGUACGGUGUGGACACAGUUCGACUCUACAUCCUUUACGCGGCACCGCCUGAACAGGACAUCCUCUGGAAUGUCAAGACGGACGCCCUUCCCGGGGUUCUGCGAUGGCAGUCUCGGCUGUGGCAGCUGGUGACCAAGCUGAGGGGGGCUCGGCAACUCGGAGACAUCCCCAACCCCUCCCUGCUGAAGAAGAAGGAGCUGGCAGAGACUAAGAAGAUCUGGGAGAACAAGAACUAUGCUAUUCAAGAGGUGACAUCUCACUUCACAGAGGACUUCCUGUUCAACGCAGCCAUUUCUCGUCUGAUGGGACUUACCAAUACACUGAGUAGUGCAACAGUCAGGGUGGUGCAGCACAGUGUGGAAUUUGAGGAGGCUCUGGCUACGCUGGUGAUGAUGACAGCACCCAUGGCUCCUCACCUGGCUUCCGAACUUUGGGCAGGUCUUUGCCAGGUGAAAAAUCCCCUCAGUCCCCUCCUCCAGCAGGAAGGAGACAUCCUGCAACAGUCCUGGCCGACUGUGGACCCUGAGUACCUGAAGGUCCCUGACUUUGUGGAGUUGUCUGUACUGAUAAACAACAAGGCCUGUGGGACAGUGACGGUGCCUCUGCAGGUGUCUAAAGAUACGGAGCGGGUGCAACAGCUGAUCAUGGAGAGCCCGCUUGGACAGAAGCUUCUCAGCGAGCGCAGCAUCAAGAGAGCCAUCCUCUCCCCCAGGACCGCCCUCAUCAACUUCCUCGUUGAUGAGUGACGUUUGGGUGUUCACCACUACUUUUAUAACAGGGAGAUCAUCUGUGAUUCAGUGUGGGGGGGAGACAGACGAAAGAGGUGGACUUUCGAAUGUCAUAAAUUAAGAAAGAAUGGUUUAUAUUAAUUGAAAGGAUUGGUUUACAUUAAUUGAAAACUUCACUGUAAAUAUGUCUAAAGACAUUUUAUUUAUAUUUUUCAGUUUUUAAUAAAAGACUCAAGGGGCAGUGGGUUUCUCCUUUUUCUUUAGUAUCUUUUAUAAAUUGCCAAGUGAGAUUUAGCACCUGUCUCUUUCAGAUCAUCUUCCCCCUACCCCCCUCCACACACACAAUUUAGUUAGACUAUCUUCACAAUCUCAUGAACCCACUUUAGAUUCCAGUUAUCAUUCACAUUCCCCCCUCUUUCCCGUUACACCACUUUCAGCAUCGCACCCAGAACCACAAAUUCACACCUCUGCCUCUGCCAUAUACCCGUCUGCUUGGUGUCUCGGCUGAGUCACGCACUCAUGAUCUGCCUUAUCAGUGUUUGUCCCCACCUCUGGUGCCGCUUUUAGCCACAGAUCUCUUUUGAGCACCAUACAUGGGGGCCACUGUUUGGCUUCUGGAACCCCGUCGCCAUCAGAAGGAAAGUUUGCUAGAGAUUUCUAAAGAGCCAAAUGUGGUUUGGGGAUUUUCAACUCGCCACCACAUGAUGGUUGUCCAUUUCUGCACUGUGCCUAUUCAUCAUCUCAGUGUCUGUGUCAACAUUCGGCCAACAUGACUCAGCCAUUAGCACUGUCCUGGCAGAGCAUAUGAGCCAGCGGCACUGAAAUGUAUCCAUGUGUACACCCACUGGCCUAUCUCUUAAAAGGCUGUGUGAGUAAGCGUUUUUUUGAUAUGUGCUAAGCAUUUGUCUUUCAUGACUUGCAGCACCCACGUCUCCAGUUGAUCCAAGAGUUUUAGUAGCUGCAUAAUAAAAGUCUCAUAUUUGGUCUGGUAUCAGACUUUGAAUGAACAAGCAUGAAUGUGAUCUCUUUGAAAAGUGAGACAAGAGUGUCAGUUUUGCAAGUUCAGCCUCUAUUUGAGGAAG